UGUCAGGACUGAGAUUCCUUUGGGGAAAUGGAUUUCUUCUCCAUAUUCAUUAAUAUAAUAGAUUUAAUAGAACGCUAAUGCUUCGUCUGAAUAAGUUUUUCACAUUUACAAAUGAUACGAAAUACAUACACAAUUUACAAGACUUUGUACAAUCCUAUAAUUCUUCAGUGCAUGGGUCCAUAAACUGUCGACCAAAAGAUGUAAAGCCUUCCAAUCAAUUUAAUGUUUGGAUGAAGAGUUACGAGGAUUUGCAGAAGUCAAAGCCGUCUACUCCUAAAUUUCGAAUCGGACAGUAUGUUAGAAUUAAGAUUCAAAAAGCAACAUUCGAGAAAGGUUACGCUUCGACGUUCACCACUGACUUGUUCAAAAUUCGAGAAAUCGUAAACAGCAUACCUGUGACAUAUAAGUUAAGUGAUAAUACAGGGGAAAUAAUUUUAGGUGUAUUUUAUCCUGAGGAAUUAUCUCUCGUAAAAAUUUGAAAUUAGUUCCCGAAAAAGUUUCUCGGAAACCUCUGAAUUAUGAGGCUUAUAUAUAUUUUUUUUUAAUUAGCAUUUCCGAACCGGUUUUGAAAAUGAAAUAAGCAGCAAUAAAUAAACAUAAAAUACAUAAAAAAAAUAUCCGAAUAAAAAUAUAAAUAGAGGCAAUAGUAUUUAAGGAGAAAAUUUGCGAGUAUUAUCCGCAUUUGUUCGCUGAGUUCGAACCUAUUCACAAGUCUAUAAGAUGGAAAACAGUCUGAAGGACUUAGCCUCAGACGACGAAAAAAUUACAUCUGAACAAGUGCCUGAAGAUGCGCCUGUUUCUGCAAAUGAGCGACCCAAGCGUGGUAAGCCCGAUCUGGAUGGGAAAGCCGGUUCUUCGAGUAAACCGUCGACUGCUCAGAAACUCAAAAAGUUCAUCUGUAAAAGAAGGAAAAUCGAAAAAUCUUCACAAGCUCCGUUAGCAUCAGGUGUUGAAUUUUCAUCGUCUGGAACAUCUUCAUCGUCGGCAUCAUCUUCCGACAACGAAGGGGCUCAUGGAACAGACCUUACCGCAGUUUGUGAUCUCAUGGACCACCUUUUUCCAGAUCAUUUGCUAAAUGAUUGUAUCGUGUUUAAUAAGGGGUUCGGAGGAAAGUCUUACUUGCAAUGUACGACAAUCGGUGAAGAAAUUACCAUCACCAUUGGCGGAAAUUCGCUUUUUGAGUUCAUUUCAAUGAACAGAAGUCAGUUUGGCGAGUUUUUGAAAGUGUUGAAUGAAAUUAAAAUCGAGUGUCACAAUUUCUUCGAUUUGGACGGACCUUUAGACUUAACUACUAGACAAUAGGAUUUUAGUUAAAUAUGAAUAAAAUGUUUCCUGCACACACAAAAAUUGUUCAAUCUUAUUUAUUUCUAGGUGAUAACGACGGGAAACCUGACGGUAUCACUAACGCUCAAAAGGUCUUUUUCGCAGUAUUCGGAAUUUCACCUACACCAAAACCUGCCGGCACUAAUCAAAUCGGUUGGCCCGAUAGAGGAUUCGAACUUAGUGACCAGGGUGCAUUUGUGAGGAAAGACUAUUUUGUAAUGUGCACACUGAAAUAUUGGUAUACCGAAAUCCCGAAAAUUUUGAAAAGGAACUUUAAGAUCA
Molecule: messenger RNA, 1605 nt
Organism: Folsomia candida
Lineage: Eukaryota; Metazoa; Arthropoda; Collembola; Entomobryomorpha; Isotomidae
Exons: 3
Coding region: 721-1302 (193 amino acids)
Source: RefSeq, a predicted model, not a curated record